This is a messenger RNA of Pongo pygmaeus (Bornean orangutan), 726 nucleotides long. Its product is annotated as phosphoglycerate mutase 1-like. Gene Ontology annotation, biological process: glycolytic process. Gene Ontology annotation, molecular function: intramolecular phosphotransferase activity. NCBI's taxonomy places the organism in Eukaryota, Metazoa, Chordata, Mammalia, Primates, Hominidae. The record is from RefSeq and is a predicted model, not a curated record.
AUGGUCACCUACAAGCUAGUACUGAUCAGGUGUGGUGAGAGCAUGUGGAACCUGGAGAAUCACUUCAGCAGCUGGUACAAUGCCAAUCUAAUCCCGGUAGGCCACAAGGAGGCAAAGCGCAGCAGGCAGGCUCUGCGAGAUGCUGGCUAUGAGUUUGACAUCUGCUUCCCCUCAGUGCAGAAGUGAGCGAAGACCCUCUGGACAGUGCAAAAUGCCAUUGAUCAGAUGCGGCUGCCAGUAGUGAGGACUUGGUGCCUCAAGGAGUGGCAUUAUGGGGGUCUGACUGGCCUCAAUAAAGCAGAAACUUCUGUGAAGCAUGGUGAGACCCAGGUGAAGAUCUGGAGGCGCUCCUGUGAUGUCCCACCACCUCCGAUGGAGCCCGACCAUCCUUUGUACAGCAACAUCAGUAAGGAUUGCAGGUAUGCAGACCUCACUGAAGAUCAGCUAUCCUCCGGUGAGAGUCUGAAGGAAAUAGUUCCUCAGAUCAAGGAGGGGAAAUGGGUACGGACUGAAGCCCAUGGCAACAGCCUUCGGGGCCUUGUUAAGCAUCUGGAGGGUCUCUCUGAAGAGGCUAUCAUGGAGCUGAACCUGCCGACUGGUAUUCCCAUCAUCUAUGAAUUGGACAAGAACUUGAAGCCCAUCAAGCCCAUGCAGCUUCUGGGGGAUGAAGCAACUGUGUGUAAAGCCAUGGAAGCUGUGGCUGCCCAGAGCAAGGCUAAGAAGUGA